ACUUCCUGAGGACCCUGGACCCCAUGGGCCAGGAUCUCCUAGGCACUGUACCCCUAGUCCCCACUCUCAGUUGUGCACCUGCCCUGUCCACUCCUGCAGGCACCCCCAGAUUCCAGCCCCAUGAAGUGUUCCAUCUCUACGCUGGCUCCCCAGCGCCCCCGCGUGGCUCAUCUCUGCAAUGCCACCCUGGACCGUGCACCAGCCAGCCAGGCUGCUUUCCACCACCACCACCACCGCUGCCAUUGCUGCAGGGACAGGAAGCAGAAGUCCCUGGAGAAGGGGCCCAGCCUGUCCGCAGGCACGGAUGGUGCACCCAGCAGCACUGCGGGCCCAGGGCCGCCCCAGGGAGAGGGGCCUGUGGGCUGCCGGAGGGAGCGCAGGCAGGAGCGCGGCCGUUCCCAGGAACGGAGGCAGUCUUCCUCCUCCGAGAAGCAGCGCUUCUACUCAUGUGACCGCUUUGGGGGCCGCGAGCCCCCACAGCCCAAGCCCUCUCUCAGCAGCCACCCUACGUCGCCAACGGCUGGUCAGGAGCCAGGACCCCUGAGACAGGGUAGUGGUUCAGUGAAUGGGAGCCCCUUGCUGUCAACAUCUGGUGCUAGCACCCCUGGCCGUGGUGGGCAGAGGCAGCUCCUCCAGACCCCGCUCAACCCCCGUCCCAGCAUCACCUACAUGAUGGCCAACUCCUCCCCUGUCCACUUUGCUGGGGCUCAGAGAAGCCUCCCUGCCUUCUCCCCUGAUCAGUUUAACUGUGGCUUUUCUGAACACAAUGCACUGCUCCAGAGAAACACCCUUAGCCAGCCCCUGGCUCUCGAAUAG
Manis javanica (Malayan pangolin) is the source of this 816-nucleotide messenger RNA. The record is from RefSeq and is a predicted model, not a curated record. NCBI's taxonomy places the organism in Eukaryota, Metazoa, Chordata, Mammalia, Pholidota, Manidae.